Monoraphidium neglectum is the source of this 6552-nucleotide messenger RNA. RefSeq lists its product as hypothetical. Gene Ontology annotation, biological process: double-strand break repair; chromosome organization involved in meiotic cell cycle; telomere maintenance via telomerase. Gene Ontology annotation, cellular component: condensed nuclear chromosome; Mre11 complex. The transcript has 11 exons. The record is from RefSeq and is a predicted model, not a curated record. NCBI's taxonomy places the organism in Eukaryota, Viridiplantae, Chlorophyta, Chlorophyceae, Sphaeropleales, Selenastraceae. Gene Ontology annotation, molecular function: double-stranded telomeric DNA binding; G-quadruplex DNA binding; single-stranded telomeric DNA binding. The coding region runs from base 1 to 6552 and encodes 2183 amino acids.
AUGCCGCCCACUGCCCCGGCGCACGGCGCAGCACUGCCUCCGGCGCACGGCGCAGCACUGCCUGCGGCGCCCCCCACAGCAGCGGUGUCAGCGUCGUCAGCAGCAACCCCAGUUGUUGAACAGGCCACUCAUACACUGGUGACCCUGCUGAAGAAGUCCAAGGGCCGCGGCGCAGUGAACACGCUUCGCCGCGCACAGGACGCGAUAUUGGCCGUCGCCGCCGCGUCCGCCGACGACACCAGCACGGCGCUGCCUGGCGCGCUGCUGAAUGACAUGCUCGCGUCUGCCCCCGGCUUCCUGGCCCGCGCUGUCGCCUGCCUCUCGAGCGCCAACGACGCCACCGCCGCGGCCGCGGCGGGCGUGCUGGGCAUGCUCUCCACGUGCACGCCCGAGGCGUGUGCCCUGAUCCUGCAGCAGGGCGGCGCCGUGCAGGCGCUGCUGACGCUCGUGGACGGCAGGCGCUCCGGCGCUAGCCGUGAUGCGAGCACCAACGCCCUCAUCUGCCUUUCAAACCUGGGCUCUUUCGGCGGCGAGGCGCCCCUGCGCCAGCUGGCGGCCGAGCCGACGUUCCUAGACGCCGCGUGCGCGCGCGUCGCCGGCGAGGGCGACGCCUGUGGCUAUGCGGCGGCCCGCGCGCUCCACGCUAUGGUGUUCCUGCCUGCAGACCGCGCCGACUGCGCCGCCGACAACCCAGCCGCCGGUGCCCCGCUCCUCACGCUCUUGUCGGCGAGCCUGGCGCCGCGGCACUGGCGCACGCUCGGGAUGCAAUUGUCGGAGCUCCUGCGCGCCGCCGCCGCGCCGGCCAGCGUCGGCGGCGCGGCGGCGGCGCGGCCCAACCCGGGUUUCGUGCGGACGGUCCUGCGCCUGGCGCGCGACGGGAUUGACUCGGAGAGCGCGAGGGCGCCGCUGCUGCAGCCGUGGUUCGAGACUGUCGAAAACCUCAAAGCAGUGGUGGCAGCGGCGGGGGCGGCGCGGCCGCGGGGCGUGCUGAUGGAGGUUCUCAUUGCGGAGCCGGACGCCGUGCUGUGCCUGGCGCGCCUGGCGAGCUCAACGAGCCCCCUGGUCGACCCCACGGGCGAAGCUCGCGCGGCCGCGGCAGACCUCCUGAUUACCCUGCUGGGCGACGCGGCCGACUUGCGCAACGGGCCCGUUUCGCGCCUGGCGGCCAGCGACGACGACGUCACGCCCCUGCUGCGCGGCUGGCCGGACCCCGCAGCCGCCGCGGAGCCGCUGCGCUUCGUGCCGGGCGUGCUAGCAAUGUUUGCCGUCGAGAUGUUGCCAGCCGCCAGGAAGCAGCUGGUGGGGGCGAUGGCUCGGGGGCUGGACCAUGAGCAGCGCGCUGAGUGGGUCGAGGCCGCAGCGUGGGCGCUGCGCGUGCUCACUGGCGUGGACCCCUACGGGUUGGCGCCGUUUGCGGCGGCCCACGACGAGCUGCUCGGCGCGAUUUUUCGCACCUUGGCCUCGGCCUGCGAGGCGGUGGCCGCGGCCGACAGCGGCGGCGGCGGCGGAGCCGGCGACGCGGCGGGGGCAGGGGCGGGGACGGGGCCCCGAGGCGGGGGCCCGCGCGGCGGCGGUGGGGACGGAGGGGCCAAUGGCGUCUGCAACGCCGGCGCGGGCGGCUCGGCGGGCGGUGGCGCUGCAGGCUCCUCCGGCAUUGGCGCAGAUGUUGGGAGCGGCGAUGGGGCCGAGGCGGCAGCGGUCUGUAGCCGCAACACCGCCGUCCACCUCACGGCCUCUCUGCUCCGCAUCAGCAGCGUAGUCAGCCUGGGCGCCGCCGGGCCCGUUGGGCCGACGCGGCCCCCCCACAUCGCCCUGCUUCAGUCCCUUGUCGCUGCGACGCGCCAGCUAUCUUCAGGCGUCUGCUGCUACGGCUGGAUUGGCGCCGCGUGCGCGGCCGAGGCGCUCGCGAGCCCAAAGCUGCUGCCGGCCCUCGCGGCGCAUGCAGUUGCCCCCGCAAGACUGUCAAGCGCCGCGCUGCUGCGGCCGUGGUGCGAGCUCGUGCGCGACGCCCCCGGCAUCCUGCGCCGCUGCAGCGCCGUGCUCGCCGACCUCGCGCGGCGGCAACGGCGGCGCUGCGAGCUGCGGGGCGGCGGCGGCGGGGACGUCGUAGAGGGCGAGGGCGACGAGGCAAUCGGGGACGGCGGCGAGGGUGAGGAGGACAGCGACGGCAGCGGCACCGGCGACGGGGCCGUGGCGGCGGCGCGGCCGCCUGGGCCUGGGGACUGGGAGGACCUGUGGGCGGCAGUCGCUGCGGUGGGCGGCUGCGGCGAGCUGAAAUCCCUGGCGCUGCUGGCGCUUGCGUUGGUGGAGGCGCGACGCUGCAUUGCCCGCGCCGGCCCAAACGCCGGCGCCGGCGCGGCGCCAAGCGGUGAGAGGGUGCGCGCGCGGCUGCUGCUCGACCGGCUGUGGGGGAUCAUGCUGGAGGAAGCUACUCUGGUCGCAGCUGCGCCCUACCCGGACGCGCGGACGGCGAGUGAGAUUGCGGCGGAGCGCGGGGGGCGGCUGGCGGCCGCACGCGACAGGGUCCGAGGCAUCGCCGAGGCGCGCGAGGCUGCGGUUUUGCGGGAGAUUGCGGGGAUGUCCCAAGCACUACCGUCGCAGUCACGACAGCAGUGGCGGGAGCAGCAGCAGCAGCAGGAGCUGCAGCAGCAGCAACAGCAGCUGCAACAGACGCCGCAGCUGCAGGAGCUGCUGCAGCAGCUGCAGCAGCUGCAGGAGAAGGAGCAGGAGGAGGAGGAGCAGCAGCAGUGCAUGGGUGCAUUGUGCGCCUUGAUGAAGGAACUGGGUUAUGCUGAGGAGGAGGAGGAGGAGGAGGAGCAGCAGCCCCAGCCCCAGCUGGAAGAGGCGAAGGAGGAGUGGUGGCUGCCAGCCGCAGUUUUGGCGGGGGCGCAGCCUGGCCAGGGCGAGGCAGCUGAGGCCAAGGCCAACACGCCCGCCGGCCGGCAGCGGCGGCGCUGCGCGUUCUGCGGCGCGACGGCGGCAGACGACACCAGCACGGCGCUGCCUGGCGCGCUGCUGCAGGAUUUGGUGGGCUGCAUGCGGACCACGGACUCAGGGGCGCUGCAGACGGUGCUCCAGGCGGCGGCAUUCCUGUCUCGAGGCAUCCCAAAGCCCAACCCGCGCCGGCUCCAGCUCGCGUCAGCCCCCGGCUUCCUGGCCCGCGCCGUCGCCUGCCUCUCCAGCGCCAACGACGACACCGCCACGGUCGCGGCGGACGCGCUGGCAACGCUCUCCGCGUUUGAGCCCGAGGCGUGUGGCCUGAUCCUGCAGCAGGGCGGCGCCGUGCAGGCGCUGCUGACACUCGUGGACGGCAGGCACUCCGGCGCGAGCCCCCACACGAGCGCCAACGCCCUCAACUGCCUCGCCAACCUGGGCGCCUUCGGCGGCGAGGCGCCCUUGCGCCAGCUGGCGGCCGAGCUGGCGUUCUGGAUGCUCUUGGCGCCGCGCCACUGGCGCGCCCUGGGGGCGCGGCUCUUGGAGCUCCUGCGCGCUGUCGCUGCGCCGCUGUUGAGCGGCGGCGGACCCGCGGCGGCGCGCCCCGACCCAGAAUGUUUGCACGUGGUCCUGCGCCUGGCAUGGGACGGGGUCGUGGCGGAGAGUGCGAGGGCGCCGCUGCUGCAGCCGUGGUUCAAGACUGUCGAAGCCCUUGACGCGGUGGUGGCGGCGGGGGCGGCGCGGCCGCGGGGCGUGCUGAUGGAGGUGCUCAUUCAAGAGCCGGAUGCUGUGCUGUGGCUGGCGCGCCUGGCGAGCUCGUGGAGCCGCCUGGUCGACCCUACGGGCGAACUUCGCAUGGCCGCGGCGGACCUCCUGAUCACCCUGCUGGGGGACGCGGCCGACUUGCGCGGCGGCCCCGUUUCGCGCUUGGCGGCCAGCGACGAUGAUGUUUUGCCCCUGCUGCGCCGAUGUUUGGACCCCAACGCCGCUCUUGCUUCGCUGCGCUUCGUGCCGGGCGUCCUGGCGAUGUCUGCCGGAGACAUGUCGCCGGCCGCCAUGGAGCAGUUCGCACACACGGUGGCUCGGGGCCUGGGCGGGCGGCGCGCCGAGUGGGUGGAGGCCGCCGCGUGGGCGCUGCACGUGCUCACUGACAUGGGCCCCUGCGAGGUGGCCCCGUUUGCGGCGGCCCAGGCAGAGCUGCUCAAUGCAAUCGCUCGCGCCCUGACAUCCGCCUCCGAGGCGGCGGCCGCAGCCGGCGGCGGCGGUGGCGACGGCGGCGUAGCGGAGGCGGCCGCAGAGGCGGAGUCCGGGGAGGGGGCGUGGAGCGGGAGCCGGCGCGGCGGCGGCGGGGAUGGAAGGGCCGACGGCGUUCGCAACUGCGGCGGGGGCGGCGCGGCCGGCGGUGGGAGCUCUGCAGGCCCGCCCAGCAUUGCUGACAUCGGCGUCGGCAGCGAGGCUGCAGCUGCCUGCGGCCGCAGGACCGCAGUCCAUCUCACAGCCUCCCUGCUCUGCAUCAGCAAAGUAGUCAGCCUGGGCGCCGCCGGGCCUGUCGGGCCAAUGUGGGGCCCCCACAUCGCCCUGCUCCGGUCCCUCGUCGCCGCGACGCGCCUGCUGUCCCUGGGCGGCGGCUGCCACAGCUGGCUCGGCGCCGCGUGCGCGGCCCAGGCCCUCGCGAGCCCGCAGCUGCCGCCGGCCCUCGUGGCGCACGCCAAUGUCCCCGCCGAAGCGUCAAGCCCGUCUCUGCUGCAGCCGUGGUGCGAGCUCAUGCGCGACGCCCCAGGCAUCCUGCGCCGCUGCAGCGCCGUGCUCGCCGACCACGCGCGGUUGCGGCAGCGGCGCUGGGAGCUGCGUGGCGGCGGCGGCGGCGGCGGCGGCGGCGUUGGGGACGAGGGCGAUGGGGCAGGGGCGGCGUGCGAGCGUCUGAGCAAGGAAGAGGAAGCUGGGACCGCCGCGGCAGCCGCGGCAGCCGAGGCAGCCGAGGCUGUCGCGGCAGCUGCGGCGCACGCGGUAUGCCGCUGUGUGCUCGCCGUGCUCGCCCAUGUGCUGAUAAUGCGGCUCCCUGGCUCAGGGCGCCACGCUGUGUGGCCGCUGGCGACCGGGGACGGCGGCGAGGGUGAGGAGGACGGCGGCGGCGGCAGCCGGAGUAGGGCGGGCGGGGCCAUGGUGGCGGCUGCAGUAGCGCCUGGGCCUGGGGACUGGGACGAGCUGUGGGCGGCGGUCGCUGCAGUGGGCGGCUGCGGCGAGCUGAAAUCGCUCGCGCUGCUGGCGCUUGCAGUGGUGGAGGCGCGGCGCUGCAUCGCCCGUGCCGGCACGGACCCCGGCGCCGGCGCGGUGCCAAGCAGCGACGCGGCGCGCGCGCGUCUGCUGCUUGACCAGCUUUGGGAGAUUGUGCAGGAGGAAGCUGCUGUAGUGGCAGCUGCGCCGUACCCGGACAUGCGGACGGCGAGUGAGAAAGCCGCAGAGCGCGGGGCGCGGCUGGCGGCGGCGCGCGACGCGGUCCGCUGCGUGGUCCAGGCGCGCGAGGCUGCGGCGCGGCAGGAAUUUGCAGAGGUUUCGCGAGCCCAGCCGUUGCAGUGGCAACAGACACAGCAGCGGCGGGAGACGCAGCAGCUGCAGCAGCAGCUGCAGCAGGUGCAGCAGGUGCAGCAACAGCUGCAACAGCGCCUGCAGCAGCAGCUCCAGCUGCUGCAGCAGCACUUGCAGCAGAUGCAGCCACAGCCACAGCCACAGCCACAGCAGCAGCAGCAGCAGCAGCAGCAGCAGCAGCAGCAGCAGCAGCAGGAAGUGCAGCAGAUGCAGCAGCAGGUGCAGGAGGCGCUGCGGCACGUGCAGCAGCUGCAGCAGCAGCUGAAUGUAUGGAGCGCCCGGACCAAGUGGUUGGACCAUGCUAACAAAGACGAGGAGGAGGAGGAGCAGCAGCAGCAGCAGCAGCAGCAGCAGCAGCAGCAGCAGCAGGGGGAGGAGGAGGGUGGAGAGGAGGCGGCUUGCUAUCGCAGUAAUGGGGAGGAUGAGAGUGAGCGAUGGGCUCGGCUGUUUGCUGCCAGCCCCACCCUCGUCGCCGCGCUACACAAUAGGAACGACUUCACUUGCAGCACCUGCGUUGGCCGAGGCCCGCCGCCAGGGCCCCCCGGCGCCUGCCUUGACCCAGCCAUAAACGGCCGCCUGACCGCAACGGUGCGCACCCCUGGGGCCAUGUCGCCAGGCGGCGGGCUCGCCUGCUGGCUCGCGGCGGCGGCGGACGCGAUCGAGGUGGCAUAUGCGGACUUUGAGGCGGUGGGUGCGGGCGAGUGUCAUGCGUAUCACGAGCCGCUGGUCCCUCCAGGGUGGCUACCAGCUGCAGCUGCGGCGGGGGCGCGGCGGCGCCAAGGCAAGGGGGGUGAGGCCGAGGCCAGCACGCCCGCCGGCCGGCAGCGGCGGCACUGCGCGUUCUGCGGUGCGACAGCGGCGGACGGCGCACAGCUGCGGCGCUGCGCGGGGUGUGGCCCCGUGACGGGCGUGCGCUACUGCAGCCAGGCCUGCUGCCGGAACCACUGGGUGCGGGCCGGGCACAGGCGGUGGUGCGAGGAGGCGCAGCGGCAGCUGCGGGCGCAGGAACCCGCUGUGGGUGGUUUGACUUGA